AGCGGAAAUUCUUCUUCAAGCCUCGGAGAAAUGGUUUCUGGCACAUUUCGAGCCACGCCCACUUCCACGGCAAAACAGAAACAAAAAGUGACAGAACAUGUUCCCCCAUAUGAUGUAGUACCAUCAAUGAGACCUGUUGUCUUGGUGGGUCCAUCACUGAAAGGCUAUGAGGUGACAGACAUGAUGCAGAAAGCUCUCUUUGAUUUCCUGAAGCACAGGUUUGAUGGGAGGAUAUCAAUAACUAGAGUGACAGCUGACAUUUCUCUUGCUAAGAGGUCUGUUCUAAAUAAUCCAAGCAAGAGGGCAAUAAUUGAGCGGUCAAAUACAAGAUCCAGUUUAGCUGAAGUACAGAGUGAAAUUGAAAGAAUCUUUGAGCUGGCAAGGUCCUUACAACUGGUUGUCCUAGAUGCAGACACUAUCAAUCACCCUGCACAACUUAUCAAGACAUCUUUAGCACCAAUUAUUGUCCACGUUAAAGUGUCUUCUCCAAAGGUUUUGCAGCGACUGAUUAAAUCUAGAGGAAAGUCACAAAGUAAACACUUGAAUGUUCAGUUGGUGGCAGCUGAUAAACUUGCACAAUGCCCACCAGAAAUGUUUGAUGUAAUUUUGGAUGAAAAUCAGCUUGAAGAUGCUUGCGAACACUUGGCAGAAUAUCUUGAGGCAUACUGGCGUGCUACUCACACCACCAGUAGCACACCCAUGACUCCUCUCCUUGGGCGAAAUUUAGGAUCCACUGCACUUUCACCAUACCCUGCUGCAAUCUCUGGAUUACAGAGCCAGCGUAUGAGGCACAGCAGCCAUUCUGCAGAGAACUCUCCAAUUGAGCGACGAAGCCUAAUGACCUCAGAUGAAAAUUAUCAAAACGAAAGGGCUGGGAAGAGCAGGAACCGCUUGUCUUCCAGUUCCCAACACAGCCGAGAUCACUAUCCUCUGGUGGAAGAAGAAUACUCUGACUCAUACCAGGACACUUACAAACCCCACAGGAACCGAGGAUCCCCUGGAGGAUAUAGCCAUGAUUCGCGACACAGGCUUUGAGUUCAAGAACCUGGGGAAAAAUAGUAUUCAUCAGUUGAUAACUUGCCAUAACGUAGCUAGGAAGAAAAGAAAAAAAAAAAAAAUCAUCUUAAUUUGGCAGACGUAACGCGGUGAUACCGCAGUUGCACUCUGCUGUCAUUCGAUGUUAAGUAGGGGGCAAAAAAAAAUUUACCAUGCCCUUACAUUUAUGCCCGAUCAUAUAGGUUGAUUUUUUUUUUUUCUUUAGUACAGCAUUUGCAUUGAUAGCCAUACUUUUUCUUGUCGUUAGAUAUUAGACGCAUCCGUUUGUAAUUUAGGGUACUUAUCAAGGCACUUAUAAAAUAAUUUCCUGUGCUGGAAAUUCCAAAUGACCAGUUCCAGUUGGAACCAAUUUAUAAACCAAUUCCUGUUGGAAUUUGGGUGAAUUGACUGGAAAGUCGACUUGAGCAUGUUGCAAUCA
Pelecanus crispus (Dalmatian pelican) is the source of this 1474-nucleotide messenger RNA. The record is from RefSeq and is a predicted model, not a curated record. NCBI's taxonomy places the organism in Eukaryota, Metazoa, Chordata, Aves, Pelecaniformes, Pelecanidae.